UUUGCAGAGAUAUAAAACUGGACAACGUGAUGCUUGACAGUGAUGGUCAUAUAAAGAUUGCUGACUUCGGAAUGUGUAAAGAAAACAUGUUUCAUCCACAAAAGACACAGACAUUUUGUGGCACGCCUGACUAUAUUGCUCCAGAGGUAUAGAGUUCAACAGUUAUAUAAGUAGUAAUAAUUCUCACUAGGGAUGAGCCGAUAAGGAAAAUUGCCGAUUACUGAGGCCGAUUAUUUAUAAGCCGAUUAUCGUAACUAAUCGGCCGAUUAAUCGGUACCCGCCGAUUAUUUUAAAAAGCAAGCGAAAAAUCACAAAUUGACCAACAAUGAAGUUGUAAUUGCGGUUUUAUUGUUUACAGUACACACUAUGUACAAUUAAAAACAGCUUCAAUCUUGCAUGUCAAUAGUCAAAGUUAAGUUUUGGCAGAUUAUGGUGUGAAAACAGGAUAUUGUCAGCUAUGCGGAGCUAUUCUGCUGCGUUUUUCAGUGGAUAUGUUCCCAGCUUCACUUCACUUGAGACAAAAGACACAGGUUUUGCAACAAAAUGUGAAAAUCUAUUCGCUUGUAUUCAGUAUUCUAGCAUGUGCUCGGCAGUUGCAGAAAAAGUCUUAUGGCCGAUUAUGUGCCGAUUAUCAGGCAAUAAUCGGCCGAUUACCGAUUAUUUAAAAAACGGCCGAUUAAUCGGCUUUGCCGAUUAUUUACCGAUUAAUCGGCUCAUCCCUAAUUCUCACUUCGUUUCACAUUGUCUUACUGGCUUUAAACUACAGUAGUUGUUAAGCUAGUAGAGAGUUGUUUAUAGAUUGAUAACAACAUUUCCUACAUUGUCUUAUUUAUUUAGAUCGUUGCCUAUCAAGCGUAUUCAUUUGCAGUUGAUUGGUGGGCGCUUGGCGUGUUAAUAUUUGAAAUGUUAGUUGGACAGGUAAGGGCUUUUUAAAUGAAUUUUAAAGGCGGCUUGGCUCGAUGUAGACAAGAGACGGAUAACACACCUGUAACGCAACUUUCUGCUAGGAAUUGUGAGCAUGGCCCGCAUCGUUUAAUAAUUUUUCCCCAAUUAUUGUCUUUUUUUCUAGCCUCCAUUUGAUGGAGAUGAUGAAGAAGAACUCUUCAACUCAAUUCUAGAACACAGUGUUUCUUGUCCGAAAUCGUUAUCCAAGGAAGGAACGUCUAUUAUUAAAGGGGUUUGUGUCUUAUUCUAUUGUUGAAGAUUGGUUUCAUGUGUUUAAUUUAUUCGUUGUAUUGAGCUGUUGGUGGUUAACGCAUACUGUAUG
Paramuricea clavata is the source of this 1267-nucleotide messenger RNA. Lineage: Eukaryota; Metazoa; Cnidaria; Anthozoa; Malacalcyonacea; Plexauridae. The record is from the annotation of a GenBank genome assembly.